Molecule: messenger RNA, 1587 nt
Organism: Vitis riparia (riverbank grape)
Lineage: Eukaryota; Viridiplantae; Streptophyta; Magnoliopsida; Vitales; Vitaceae
Product: protein TIFY 6B-like
Exons: 7
Coding region: 150-1286 (378 amino acids)
Biological process (GO): response to wounding; regulation of defense response; regulation of jasmonic acid mediated signaling pathway
Cellular component (GO): nucleus
Source: RefSeq, a predicted model, not a curated record
AAUAACUAGCUAACUUUUUCUCUAGUAUUGGUUCAUAAGCAAACCAGCAGGCCAUUCUCUCUGUUGCGAAUGCCGCGUCUUUCUUGUACGCUUUGUACGAUUCCUUUGGAGCUUGAAUUUUGUCAAAUUUGAUCCGUGUUUCUUUCGGUAUGGAGAGAGAUUUCUUGGGUUUGGGGUCGGGGAAAGUUUUGCCAUCGGGGAAGGAGGAAUCCGGUGAUUCAGUGCCUGCUAGAGGGUUGGGGAUGCAGUGGUCCUUCCCCAACAAGGUUUCAGCCAUUCCUCAUUUUCUGUCCUUUAAGGCAGUUCAAGAAGAUAGGCCUAGAAGGAGUGUGUAUGAUCAUCCCUUUGCAUCAUCUGGGCUAAUGUCUGUAUCCACUGCAGAUGCACUUGAAUCUAAGCAGCAACCACACCCUGGUGUUUUGCAGAAAAAUUUGAAUCUUGAAAAGCAAGUGGGAAGCCAGUUUGUAAUGACAGGCUAUCCUCUUCAACACAUAGAUUCACGGUCAGUCCGCCGUGCUCAUGAAGUCGGGAAAUUCCCGGCCUCCAACCAACCAAACCAUUCCAUUUCUGUUGCUUUUAGCAACCCAGUUCUCCAAUCUCAAAUUGCUUUCAGUGGACCCAGUGUGGGCAGUUCUGCUGUAAAGCCACAGCCUCUUGGAGGAGUUCCAGUAGCAGCCCCUGGUUCCUUUCCUACCAUCUGUUCCUUCAUUGGAGCUACUGAUCAAAAGAAUGCUUCCAAGCCCCCUGGGCCAGCUACUCAGCUGACUAUCUUUUAUGCCGGUUCAGUGAAUGUUUUUGAUGGCAUCUCUCCUGAGCAGGCUCAGGCUAUUAUGUUAUUGGCUGGAAAUGUCCCUCCUGUAAGUCCCAAUACUACACUUCCCGCACCUCAAGGACAGGGGCCGAUCAUAAUGCCCUCUGGAGGUGAUGGUUUUAUCGGGAACCAAGCUCAUACUUCACAACCUGGCUCAGGUCUUCCAACCCCUAUUUCUGCUUCAUCUAAUGUUGGCUCUCAGCCAGGGGGAGGACCUAAUAGCAUUGAUGAGUUGAUGGCAGGGAAAACAAAAGGAGCUUUGACAUCCACCAACCAACCAGAGCCUCCCAACGUAGUCACUUCACUAGGAUCCACUACUCCAACCUAUAUUCCAGCAGUACCUCAGGCUCGUAAAGCAUCAUUGGCUAGAUUUUUAGAGAAGCGCAAAGAGAGGAUGAUGAGCGCAUCGCCCUAUAAUGGCAGCACCCCUGCAUCAAAUGUUGUUGGUUUCUCCAUGAAUUCUGCACUCUGCUAGUUCUCUCCCAGCCAUGGGUUAGCGUUCAAGGAAGUCAAGAAAAAGUUGCCCAGGGAUUUAGAUAUGGCAGCGGAGGAUCUUCUUCCGGUUCAUUGUUAAUUCUAGUAAAAGCUCAAUUCUUUCUACCCCAGAACUCAGUUUGAGUCUCUUAGAUAUAUGGUUUUAGUCUGGUGUUUUUCUUUACUGUGAUUGUAGUCUUUUUAUUGGAUAGAAGAAUACUGUAUGACCACCUUUUAAAACAAAUUAAUCUUCAUCAUGCUGUAAAAAUGAUUAUUAUAGCCUUUUGAUUCCUUCUUCUCUG